Prorocentrum cordatum is the source of this 1355-nucleotide messenger RNA. The record is from the annotation of a GenBank genome assembly. Lineage: Eukaryota; Dinophyceae; Prorocentrales; Prorocentraceae.
CUGAGCUCGAGCCCUGUGGCCGACGGCCUCCGGGCUCGACGCCGUCGAGUUCGAGGAGUCCCUUGAGGAGAGCCGAUGAUCUCUGAUGCCUUGCUGGGGAGCCAUGCCCAGCCAGCGAGCACGCGCGGGACGUGCAAGGCCAGCGCCAGUCUGGCGGUGAUGGGGCUGAGGCACUGGUGGCCAAUGACCACGGACCGUGAGUACCUUGUCCAUACCAAGCGCCGCCUCGUGUGGAAGUACGUGUCGUUCUCUGGCUGCAUGUUCUUGUUUGAAUUUCCAAUGCUUGCCACCGUUCCGUCUGUUUCUUGGUCAUCCCCUCUGUGGCACAUCAUGGGCAUGCUGUUGAUAAGGUGCAUCAUCUUCAUGGCCAUCCCACAUGACAGUAUCUGGAUGGACGCCUUGCUGGCAGCAUGGGCUGUGAUUGAUGUCGCAACAGAGACGCGGCAGCUCAGGCAGGAUUAUAUUCUUUACGCUGGCUUCACGUACUCAUCUGCUGGAUUGCAUUCUCGCAGUUGAUUGCCACUCAUGUUGGCCAUUCCUUUUCAGUGGGCCGACGGAUUGCAGGAGAAGGGCGAAGCGACACACAAGUUGUUUUUAUCUUCACUUCCGCGCUCGUAAUGACACUGGUUUUCGCAAAGGAGUGGUCGAUUACGUCUGCGUUCCACCGCCAGCUGAUUCCUAUGCAUACGAUGGAGCUUGUGCUGGACAACGCCGCCGAUGGCCAGUGCAUCUUGAGCCAAGAGUCUGGCACCGUCAACAAUGCCAGCAGCUCCGUCACUGAUAAGUCGGGGGUGGAUAGACCUCCUACCCUGACACGUCGAUUAAGGAAUUGGCCGUUUUCGGUUCGCGGGAGGGCGUCGCUGCCGUCAUUUUUGCGGGUCCAGCGCCGAAUAAGGGAGGAUUGUCCACCGCCGAAUAAUCUUGGCGCGAACAUCGUCGGCGCAACGACACCUGAUCAUAUCGUGAGCGACGAGGACAGGCAGGGGUUAGCGCCUUUGCUGCGCGAGAGGGGCCCGCGGCCCCCCGGGCCCCAUCCUGGGCCGCCUUCCUGCGCAGGCCGACGCUGCGCGGCGUGCCCGCGGCCCACUUCGAGGCCAAGGUCGUCCCCCUGCGCGUUCUCCUUGGGAGGGGGUGCGCGUGUGCCUGCAGGCAGAGGUCGGGGGCGGGAGCGGCCCUGUGGAGGUCCCAGCGGACACGUGGGCGGGGCACCGCGGCCCUGGCCGAGACGGCCGGGCAGCUGGCCGGCCAUGGGCGUCGGCGCCCGACGGGUGCCCCAGUCUCUGCCAGGAGCCCGUGGCAUUGACGAGGAGAGAAUUUUCUCCCUCCUCCCUCCUCCCUCCUCCCUCCUCCCUCCU